GGUAUUGAACUGUACGUGCAGUGUCUCGCCGGCGAGACGGAUUCUCUAUGAAUGGGCGCAACGAGACUGAAACAAGAAGAACAAUAAGUAGCUGGUUGCUUUAACGGAUAUGGGCACAUAUGUAUCGUCACCAAACAGUGGCAAACAAAGCGUAGCGUUAAGCGUCUUCCAGCUAGUCCAAACUGUUGUAAUCAACUUGUAAUUGUUACUUCGAAGUUCUUCGAUAUUACCAUGUGUAGACUACUGCCUCAUCUCGUUAGCACUUACGUGCAGCUGUCUAUUUUGCCCAUAAUUGCUAUGCAUGUCACCUGGAUAGUGCUUCGGGCAGGGUUCAUGUAAACGGAUACCGCGUGUCCUGCUGAAUCUUGCUAGGUUACUUUGUUGUGGCGAACCUGUGAUGCCAUCGCAACAGCCUAGGGUUCCUACCGCCGUGUCGACAUCCUAUAUAAGCUCGCGCUGUUAUUCACUGGCUUGAGUUACCACAACACUUGCAGCGCGCCGGACGUUCUGUUGAAAUACUCUUUUUCCACUUGUCUAUCAUCGUACACACUCUCUCAUACAUCCUCUUAACCACCGAUCAUGGAAACUGGUGUCAGUGUCGCCGCGAAGGUUCUGGACGAGGUCUUUAAACCAGUACUAGAAGAGCUCAAAGAUUUAUGGCCAAGUCAUUGCAUAAAGGAUGGUGACUAUCUCUUGGGACAAAUAGAGGCGCUUGUAAAAGAAAAAGAGGAGUACAUUAAGAACUCGGACAGAUUUCUGAUUUGGGUUCAGGUUGAACAGAUCAAAACGUUGAAAGAGCAGUUGGAGAAUAGAAGCAAGAGCUCGAUUCUCCGGCGCCCUGUUCCGUAUAUCCGAGAGUCUAUCAGGCUCAGAAAAAUAGCAGAACAUACCUAUAAAACAACCGUAAACUCUGCUAGAGACAUGGCGUUGGAGAGACAUUUGAAACCAAGACAAGAAACCCCUGAUGCCGACAAGAUAUCACAUAAGGGAGAUUUGGGUAAUGAAGCAACCUCCAUGAUGGUGUCCAACGUCAAUGACGUAGUUUCAGGAGAGGCCAGAUUGGUAGUAUCAGGCGACGUACUAAACGGAAAAUCCGAAUCGAUAAUCGUGAAUAACAUGAACACUGCGACUAAUGGCACUGCUUUUCGUGGGUCGUUGGUGCUUUGUGUCGAGCUUGAGGUCCCUGAAGGUAGUUCACGUCAGGGACAACUUGUCAUAAGUAACCAUAAUACCGGAGAGGGAGGCUCCGCACAUGUAAUUUUGAAAAGCCCGAAUCGUCCAGAUCGUGUCCUAAAGCGACUAGGGACUCUGAUCUUUCCGCGGAACCCUGCUCCAGCAGAUGAUAGUGAGACUAGCAAUGAGAUGCCUAGCCUGCCAGUGAUCCGGAAGGCUGUCAUGGCAGAGAGCAUCUGCUCCGACACGGUCUCUUUCUAUACCGCGUGUGAAGGUGACUCUGACUCAGAUUCUGACGAGGCCACCGUCUAUGGUGAUUCAGACUCUUUUGAUGUCGGUCAGUACACUGGUCUCGAGGUUUACGCAGCCCAAGAGAUGGACGACGCUGUGGAAUAGAUCUGAAAUACCUCGUCAUACCCAGUCUGCAGUGCCCUCGGUCUUCUGCUGUUUUAGUAUCAACUUAUUACCUGCAUCAGUGUGCUGUCUGUCAUCCAACUCAUGUCUGUCGUUACUGUAUUGUCUGGAAUGUAAUUGCGGGCAGUUGCAGCUAUCAUGUAUCUGUAUUUCUUCACUACUUGGAGAAUGAAUGAGUGUAACAAGGA
This is a messenger RNA of Somion occarium, 1775 nucleotides long. Lineage: Eukaryota; Fungi; Basidiomycota; Agaricomycetes; Polyporales; Cerrenaceae. The record is from the annotation of a GenBank genome assembly.